AUGCUGGGCUCAGGCGGGCCGACUCAAGACUGUUCCGUGGCGUGUGAGCUAAGUCGGACUUUAGUCAGGCGUCUCUUCGGCUUUUCCCUGCAUUGCGCACAGCUCUGGGUAUGGCGGCCUCAAGGCAGGACCCAGUCUUCGAGCUCUAGAGCUUCGCUGGAGCGUCCUCAGCGCUUUAUGAGGAAAUUGGCGCAAACCCCGCGGAGAAUCAUCUAGAAAGAGUAGAUCUAGCCAGCUGGUAACCAUGAGUGAAUGGACGAAGAAAAGCCCCUUAGAAUGGGAGGAUUACGUUUACAAAGAAGUGAGAGUGAUAGCCAGUGAGAAGGAGUAUAAAGGAUGGCUGCUAACCACAGACCCAGUCUCUGCCAAAAAUCAUCCACAUUUAAGACAGAUGGCCUAAUUCCUAAACACGUCAUGUGGAAGAAGUGGGAGCCAAGCUUUUAAUCCCAGCACUCAGGAGGCAGAGGCAGGACGGUCUCUGUCCUUUGAGACUAUCCUGGUCUACCCAUGGAGUUUCAAGCCAGGCAGGGCUACACAGUGUCUCAAAGGAAGGAAAGAAAGAAAACUGAAAAGCAUUGUCCUCGUGAACUUCCUUGAAGAUGGCAGACUAUGUGUGACUGGAAUUAUGGGACAUUCUGUGCAGACAGUGGAAACUGUAAGCGAAGGGGACCACAGAGUAAGAGAGAAGCUGAUGCAUCUGUUCACAUCUGCAGAUUGUAAAGGGUACAGCCCUGAGGAUCUGGAAAAGAAGAAAACCAGCCUAAAGAAAUGGCUUGAGAAGAACCACAUCCCUGUCACUGAAGAGGGAGACACACAAAGGACUCUCUGUGUGGCUGGGGUUCUUACUAUAGACCCACCAUAUGCUCCAGAAAAUUGCAGCAGCUCUAACGAGAUUAUUCUGUCCCGAAUUCAGGAUCUUAUUCAAGGCCAUCUUUCAGCUUCCCAGUGAGAGGCCGCACGAGGAGCACACUGACUUCACUGUUUGGUUCUGUAUUAAAUUCUUCCAGUGUAAGUUGAUUAUAUUACAAGACUUCAAAGCACAUGACUACUAUGUGUAUAUGCGCACAUUUUUUUUUUUCUUUUUCUUUUUUUUCGGAGCUGGGGACCGAACCCAGGGCCUUGCGUUUGCUAGGCAAGCGCUCUACCACUGAGCUAAAUCCCCAACCCCAUAUGCGUACAUUUUAAGUUUUUGUUUAGGUCAAAUCAGAGGAAGUGAAGGCACCAGAACAGUGUCCCUUGUCCUGAAAAGAACACAGGAGAGUCAAAUUUGGAAGGAGAUUUCCUUGCAUAUGAUUUAAGAUAAAUCACCCUAUUUGUGAGACAAGGGUGCAUUUUGAAUAGGUGUAACAAUGUGAAAUAAACUUGUAAAUUUCAAUAUAAGAUAUUAAAGUAAAAAUCAGUCUCA
This is a messenger RNA of Rattus norvegicus (Norway rat), 1405 nucleotides long. It is a transcript of the gene Gemin6, whose product is annotated as gem (nuclear organelle) associated protein 6. Lineage: Eukaryota; Metazoa; Chordata; Mammalia; Rodentia; Muridae. Gene Ontology annotation, biological process: spliceosomal snRNP assembly; spliceosomal complex assembly. The transcript has 4 exons. The coding region runs from base 626 to 949 and encodes 107 amino acids. The record is from RefSeq and is marked validated. Gene Ontology annotation, cellular component: SMN-Sm protein complex; SMN complex; cytosol.